AUGCCUUGGUGUCCACCAGAAUUGAGACCGCUAAAAAUACGGCGAGUUAAAGUCAACGAACCGCUCUUACAAGAAACAUAUUCAAAGCUUAUCGGUCAGACAUUUUCUGGCACUUACAUGGGAACAUUUCAAGUACCCGAAGCCCAUAGACUGGAUGAAAGACGCGUGCACAGAGGAACUAUUGAAAUUGCUGACAAGGAUAUGGAAACAAUGUUGAAAGGAAUACACAAUGUGGUUGAAACUGUUACAUUUUGGAGCGGCAUAAGUCUGCCAACGGAGCAAGGCACUAUCUGGUUGUGGUGUCUUCAGCCUGUGAAUAAUACAAGUGUGGGGCAACUGAACCGUUUCCAAGUGACUUCUGUUACUUUCUUUAAAGAAUCUGAGUUCAGAGCUGAGGCGGAAAUAGGGGUUGAAGUUGUAGCAUGA
This is a messenger RNA of Paramuricea clavata, 426 nucleotides long. NCBI's taxonomy places the organism in Eukaryota, Metazoa, Cnidaria, Anthozoa, Malacalcyonacea, Plexauridae. The record is from the annotation of a GenBank genome assembly.